This is a messenger RNA of Fraxinus pennsylvanica, 429 nucleotides long. NCBI's taxonomy places the organism in Eukaryota, Viridiplantae, Streptophyta, Magnoliopsida, Lamiales, Oleaceae. The record is from the annotation of a GenBank genome assembly.
AUGGUUGAUAAUAUAGGGUCGAGUUCAGAAGGGUUCAAGUACAAUCUUUGUGCAGCUGAUGCUAGUAUUCAUGACUCUGUAGAGGAUCAAGGCACGAUUAAGGAGCAAGAUCGGUUGCUACCGAUAGCGAAUGUCGGCCGGAUAAUGAAGCAGAUCCUUCCUCCGAAAGCGAAAAUCUCGAAAGAAGCUAAAGAAACCAUGCAAGAAUGUGUAUCAGAGUUCAUUAGCUUUGUUACUGGAGAAGCAUCUGAUAAAUGCCACAAGGAGAAGAGAAAAACAGUUAAUGGAGAUGAUAUUUGUUGGGCUUUGGGAAGUUUAGGAUUUGAUGAUUAUGCUGAAUCACUCAGGAGGUAUUUGCAUAAGUAUAGAGAAGUAGAAGGAGACAGGGCUAAUCAGAUCAAAUCUUCAAACAAUGAAGAAAGGGAUUGA